Cynara cardunculus var. scolymus (artichoke) is the source of this 3167-nucleotide messenger RNA. RefSeq lists its product as uncharacterized. The record is from RefSeq and is a predicted model, not a curated record. NCBI's taxonomy places the organism in Eukaryota, Viridiplantae, Streptophyta, Magnoliopsida, Asterales, Asteraceae. Bases 287 to 2911 code for a protein of 874 amino acids. The transcript is spliced from 8 exons.
CCCCAAAAGGCAAAACAAAUCUCUCAAAUGGAAACAUGAUCAUGUAAUUGUAAACCCAAAACUUCUCUCGUUCUCUCUCUAUACCUUCACUUCUCUUGUUUUUAUAUUUAAUCUUGGCAGCUUUUUGGUAUCAAUCUGUCUUAAAUUGAUUCCAAUUUGCUUUUUUUUUUCUUCCCUUUUCUGGGCCAAGAGGAUUUUAGGGUUGGGUUGUGUGUUUUCCCGCACACACAAAUAUAUUGAAAAAAGGGCACACAUAGCUUCAGAGGUGUGUAGGGUUAGUAAGAAGAUGACCGAUGUUCGACCCCAACUGCUACAGAAGCCUGAGAGCACUACUGAUGCCUGUUCGAAUUUCGAGAGGGAUGGUUCCGAUUUCGAGAGGGGAUUGGAAGAAUUGAUGAGGGGGCAUUUAGAUGAUUGUAUGUCAUUUGCGUCUUGCAGCUCUCCUUGUAACAAUGAGGAUGGGAAUGAGAGUGAGGGCGGUGAUCAACUUGUGAGGAGGCGGAGAAGGUCAGAUCUCGAGGGUGAUGAUCUGGCCGAGACUUCUGCUGCUGCUAGAAGACGACAAUCACGCAUUUUGAGCAGGUGGGCUGCAAGGCAAGCACAGGAGAUGAUCACUACAAUAGAGAGAAGGAAUCGUGAAUCUGAGUUGAUGGCGCUUGCGGGUUUGCAUACAGUUUCUAUGCUGGAUUCUUCAUUCUUGAGGGAGUCUCAGUCUCCUACCUCGAGGAGGCAGGGGAAUGUUGAGAGGCCAAGCACACGAGCAUCAUCUAUUUUGCAGAUGUGGAGGGAAUUGGAAGAUGAACAUGUUUUGGAUCGUGCUCGGGAAAGGGUGAGGGAGAGACUUAGGCAGCGGAGGAGUGUGGACUUCAAUACAAAUGUUUCAAGCUCCAACAUGUCGGAAGGCCGAGCAAGUGAACAUCAAGGCAGUCUGGAGGAUAUUACCGAGAGUGAGAAUGAUUAUGGGGCUUGGUCCAACGAUCAAAUGGAAACACAUAAUGAGUGUCAAGAAAAUGAUGUUUCUAGUCGUGAGCAAUCUCCGGAUUUAGGUGAAGUUGAUGGGGAGAGGGAGAGAGUGAGACAUAUAGUUCGUGGAUGGAGGGAGACUGACGUCACUGAUCGUUCCUCUAGUGUUGCCGAGAGGAGUGGUAGUCCAAGAGCAGAGUGGCUCAGAGAAACCGAGCGUGAAAGGGUGAGGAUAGUGAGGGAAUGGGUGCAAAUGACUAGUCAGCAGAGGGGAUCUCGUGGCAGUCAUAGGGAAGAGCAAGGUGCAGUAGUUCAUGAUCAGAGUCACGAUAGGACAACCAUUGAAGAUGAAGGCCAGCCAGAGCAUAUUCGAAGGGACAUGUUGCGGCUGCGUGGAAGACAAGCUCUACUUGAUCUACUUGUGAGGGCUGAAAGGGAACGCCAAAGGGAACUUCAGGGUUUGACAGAGUUUCGUGCUGUUUCUGAUUUUGCUCAUCGCAAUCGAAUACAGUCGUUACUGAGAGGCAGAUUCUUACGAAAUGAAAGGCCCGUGGAGGAAGAGAGGCUUCCGUCAGUGGCAGCUAGUGAGUUAGUCCAGUUGAGACAACGUCACACUGUCUCUGGUCUGAGGGAAGGGUUUCGGUUCAGACUGGAAAACAUUGUCCGUGGUCAAGCAAGCGGCCAAUCUGAAAAUUCUUCUAACAAUAGCAACAAUGAUUUUGGAAGUGAUGAGACUCAUGCAAACACUCGACAUGAGAUUGAACAUCGAAACCAGGAGCAAGCUCAGUCUUUGGUUCAGGAAACCGACAUUCAUCAGGUUUCAAAUCAUGGAGGAAGUUUGGAAAGUGGUGCAACCAUUCAAAGUACAAAUCAGCAAGCAAACGUCGGUGAAGGAGAAGAUUGGCAGGGUCAGGUUGCUGCUGAUGAGAGUGGAGACUGGCAGCAGCCAGGCUAUAACGAGUUCAAUGAAUGGAGAGGUGGAAAUUCAGAAGCCGCUGAUCGGAAUUGGCAACAAAUUUCAGGUACUGAUUGGCCUCAAGAAACCUCAGGGAGUGAAGUACGUGCACGUAUGCAAGGAACAAAUGAGUCUUGGCAUGAACCAGGCUCACGGGAAACCGUUGAAAGUUGGUCCGAGGGGCCUUCUGGUCCUCCAAGAACACGGCGUACCAUUCCUGUUAGGAGAGCCAAUAGAUUCCAUGCACCAGAGGACGAUAAUGUGUACAGUAUGGAAUUAAGAGAACUUUUAAGCAGGAGAAGUGUUUCGAAUCUUCUUCGUAGUGGUUUUCGCGAGAGUUUGGACCAUCUGAUUCAAUCAUAUGUUGAAAGGCAAGGUCGUGGUCCGAUUGAUUGGGAUCUUCACAGAAACUUGCCUAAUCCGACAUCACCAGAGGCCGGCCAAGAGCAGCGUGGGGAUGAAGACAAUGAGAACCAACACGAAACCGUUGGCAGACCUUCACUUGCUUUACCAUCUCCUCCAGUCCCUCCACCACAACCAAUUUGGCACCAUGAUUUGGCUCAUUCUACUUGGUCCCGCCACAACAUUCAUCGCUCAGAAUUUCAGGAGUGGGAGAUGAUCAACGACUUGAGGGCAGAUAUGGCGAGGCUGCAGCAAGGCAUGAGUCACAUGCAGAGGAUGCUUGAGGCUUGCAUGGACAUGCAACUCGAGUUGCAACGUUCCGUCAAACAGGAAGUUUCUGCUGCUUUGAAUCGGGCAGGGAGCGGACAAGGUGUUGAUGCAGCAACUUCCGAAAAUGGUUCUAAAUGGGUUCAUGUCAAAAAGGGAACCUGUUGUGUUUGUUGUGAUAAUCAAAUUGAUUCGCUACUGUACAGAUGCGGGCAUAUGUGCACGUGCUCGAAGUGUGCAAAUGAAUUGGUUCGUGGAGGAGGGAAAUGUCCCUUGUGCCGGGCACCCAUUGUUGAGGUUAUCCGAGCUUACUCCAUAUUGUAAACAGAUUACAAACUGACCGAAGAAGAAAAGAAGAAGAAGAAGACGACUUUGAUCAUCUACUUGCUAAAUGAAAGUAGGUUUCUCAGGUUCUUCAUCUCCUCUUCCUCCUCCGUAUGUAAAGUGUUCAGUUUUUUUGCUUUCUUUUUUAUGAUAUCACAUGUAUUGUUAUUGCAUUAUACAAACAAAAGGGAUCGAUUGCCGCAUUUUGAUUCAUCGUUAUCACAUAAAUAAAAUUCCACAUGAAUUUUUCUGGGUU